AUGCCAAGAACUCCUACCGUUAAAGAAAAUCAGAAAAGAACUACUUCUGUUAAAAUACUAGAUGAUGAUGAUGAUGAUGAUGAUGAUGAUGAUGAUGAUGAUGAUGAUGAUGAUGAUGAUGAUGAUGAUGAUGAUGAUGAUGAUGAUGAUGAUGAUGAUGAUGAUGAUGAUGAUGAUGAUGAUGAUGAUGAUGAUGAUGAUGAUGAUGAUGAUUAA
Molecule: messenger RNA, 216 nt
Organism: Schistosoma spindalis
Lineage: Eukaryota; Metazoa; Platyhelminthes; Trematoda; Strigeidida; Schistosomatidae
Source: the annotation of a GenBank genome assembly